AUGAAAAGAGGCGGUGGAAGUGGAAGUCGGAGUCGGAGGUCUUCAGCUGCGAAGUUUCUGGAAACGCCAUUGCCGUCGUUGCAAGUAGCUUCUUCUCCUGAAAACCAAACUACUCCCAAAUCGGCGACUUUCAAUAACAGCAGCAAGCGCAAGAGGACGACUGUCACUGUCGGAGCAGCCAUUGGAGGACCUUCAGCCUCUGUGGCCGCGCUCAUGGAAUCGCCUCAAACCAAUAUUUUGGCUUCGAUUCCUGAUCUCAAGCACCUCGCCUCCUCUCGCCUCCGCGAUCUCAAGCUUCACAUCGAUCACUCUCACUCUGAGAUCCUCAAGGAUUUCGAUUCCUCUCAUUCUCGCCUCCACAAGCGGUUCAAGAUUCAAAGUCAAGCAUGUCACCAAGUGCUGGAUGAGACAGACAAGGAAUACAAGAAGAUGACCCAAAGGAUUACCGAAAGUCGGGAAGCAAUGAUGGCUUCAUAUGCAGAGUUCAUGGCAGAUGCACAGACCACUGCUUCUCGUGCUUGCAAAACAUCCAUAACUGAGUUUUCACAGUCCUUUGAGAAAGCAAUUGAUGCUCUUCGGAGCCGCUACGGGAUUUCAACAAAUUAG
Prunus armeniaca (apricot) is the source of this 606-nucleotide messenger RNA. Lineage: Eukaryota; Viridiplantae; Streptophyta; Magnoliopsida; Rosales; Rosaceae. The record is from the annotation of a GenBank genome assembly.